Messenger RNA from Castor canadensis (American beaver), 2590 nucleotides. Lineage: Eukaryota; Metazoa; Chordata; Mammalia; Rodentia; Castoridae. The record is from RefSeq and is a predicted model, not a curated record.
AGCACUUGAGCAUGUCCCAGGCUGAAGAUGGACAAAACCCAACAGAUUCCUUCCACUGUCGGCUGCGAGAGUGUCGUAGUCAUGGAAAGAUACCUGGCCGAAUCCCAGGAGUCCGUGUCCCAUGUUCAGCUGGCUUGCAGCAUGCCAUACUGUGCCUUCCCUUUAGAUGGAAAUCAACUCUGCGUGUGGAACACUGGGGCUCCACACCUGCCUCUAGUCUUACAAGGACAUCAUUGGCCAAUUACUGCUGUGGCUUUUGGAAAUAAGGUGAAUCCACUUCUAAUCUGCUCUGCAUCACAGGACUGUGUUAUAACGUGGAAUCUGGACAAAUGCAGAGAGAAGAUGCUUCAAGGGCUGGCUCCUCGGGGGACUAUUGUGGGCACCCUUCUGGGAUUGGUGCUGUGUGUGAGGUUUGGCCUGGACGAUCGUGCUGUUGCAGUAUGUGCUGGACACAAAGUCUUCAUGCUGGAUGUGGAGGUAAGAUGGCCAUGUAUGGGAGCUGUGGAGUGCAUAGAAAUGUCUGUUUGUCCAAAGGUCUGGGAUCAUUGUAUGGGAUCGUUAAUAUACAGCUCAUCCAUUUUAACAGCUUAUCCACUCUUGAGUCUGCUCAUUCAUGAGGAAAACAAGCAGCUUGUCACUGGCUGCGCUGAUGGCCAGCUUUGGAUCUUCAGUUUGAUUGAGGGCCACCACUACCGCUGUGUGGCAAGUGUAGACCUACGGAAGCAAAUGGAGACCUUCUCAUCCAAAAGGGUGAAGUCUGGGCUGCCCAGACUGCCAGUUUCCAUGAGGGGCAAAAAGGGAGGAUGUGAGCUCAUUCUUUCUUUUAAAAUUAGUCUCUCUUCUGAGAGCUGCAAAUGCCUGUGGAUUGGAAGCUCAGCUGGCUUAUUCAUAUUUAACUUGGCGAACUUCAACUUGGAAGCAGUUUUGCGUUUCAAGGAUUUCCGGAAUCUGAGCAUCCACAUUGCCGGAUCCUGUGCAGUGACGAGUGACAGCAUCAAUGACAAGGCACUUUGCAUACUCACGUCUAUGUUUGAGAGUAAGAUUGCCGUGUUGGACAUCAGCUUGGCUGCCCUGGUGAAGUCUCAGCAGUGCCCUGGUAUGGGGAGGACGCUGUCUGUGCUGGCCAGGUCCUGCGUCCUACCAACUUCUCCACUGUAUUUUGGAAUUGCCAAGGAAAAAUGUCCCAAGCCUGCUAAUGAAAAGCAAUCUGCUGGGCAGAGAGUGGUAGAAGACCAGCCCCUGGUUUUCCACACUAAAGUUAGGUCAUCUGGUUAUACAUCAGCUCCGUGUGUAACUAGGUUUUCACCAAAGGCUAACAUCAAGCUCAAUGGUAAAAGAUCUUUAAAAUGCAAGAACAGUUAUAAACGUGAAGAAUACCCUUUGGAGGAUUCUCCACCCAGCAAACUUGGCAUGCAGGUCGCGGUGGCCCAGGAGCCGGUUGCUGUGAGUUGUGUUCAGUGCUCAGGAGAUGGAAAGCGGUUGGCCUGUGGCUUAGCUAACCAUCUCGCCCUGGUCUUUGAUGCCAGCCUUACAGGAAGCCCUGCUGUUCUUUCAGGUCAUGAUGGAGCUGUGAGCACUGUCUGCUGGAGCCAUGACAGGAGGUGGCUGCUCUCUGUGGCCCAGGACCGUACUGUGAGGGUGUGGUCAACUCGCAGGGCAGAUACCAUGCUGCUUCUGGGCAGAGACAUGUUUCCCAAGCCUGUUCAGUCUGCGCAGUUCUACUACGUGGAUGCUUUCAGACUGUUGUCUUCAGGCCCUGAAUUUCGGCUCCCGAAGUAUCAGUUCGACCUCUGCAAAGAUGAGGUAAAAAGGUAUAAACCGAAGAGUAGGUAUAAGCUCGUGUACAGGCUCUCUACACCAGGCGCAGCAGAUGUGACCAGCUUAUCAGCAGUGAAUGACUUCUACUCCCACAUGGUGCUCACAGCUGCCCGGGACAGGACCCUGGAAGUUUUCGACCUCAAUGCCAGCUGCAGUGCUGCAGUGAUAGCAGAAGCCCACACACGGCCUGUCCAUCAAAUUUGUCAAAAUAAAGGAUCGCCAUUUACAACCCAGCCUUCCCAGGCAUAUAAUCUCUUCCUGACCACAGCCAUUGGUGAUGGGGUCGGACUGUGUGAUAUGAGAACCCUGAGGUGUGAGCGCCGUUUCCAAGGGCAUCCAAACCGUUGCUACCCAUGUGGAAUUGCGUUCAGUCCAUGCGGACGGUUCUUGGCCUGCGGUGCGGAGGACAGACACGUGUACAUUUACCACACGGGGUCCAGCACUUUUUCCCACCGGCUGGCAGGACACACAGACACCAUUGCUGCAGUGGCCUUCAACCCGUCAGCCCCCCAGAUACAGUCGUCUGCAGCACGUUUUCCAGGUGAGAUGAAGGUGGUCAAGAAGGGAGGAGUUAAUGGAGCAGAGCGGAGUCCGCAGCUCGGUGAGCAGCAGGGGCAGUCUGGGGAGCCUGGCCCUGGCCCACACCUCGAGAACCAAAAGCUGGUCAGACCAGAGAUGCAGCAGUACAUCGGGACGGAAAGUGAGAAAAGAGACCCUGACCUAAGACAGGUGCACAACAGCCCACUCAUCCCCAUGGGCAGGAACUGGGCAG